This is a messenger RNA of Candidula unifasciata, 2268 nucleotides long. Lineage: Eukaryota; Metazoa; Mollusca; Gastropoda; Stylommatophora; Geomitridae. The record is from the annotation of a GenBank genome assembly.
AUGAUAACGGUGCAGGAUUUUCUGAAAGAAACAUGGGACGACUUCAAUUCUCCCACGACGUCGACGUUCACAAACAAGAUGGGCAUUUGUCGACAGUCAGUGUCUGCUCUGGAGGAGACUCUGGACAUAUACAGAAGCAGUCUCACCAAGCUGAAAAAGUCUGUGAAAGCUCUGUAUAAUACAGGCAAUACUCAUGUGACCAAUGAUGCCAUUGUUGCUGAGAACUUAGAGAGGCUAGGUACUAUUGCUAAAACCAGAGACCAUGAGUAUGAGAUUGGUGAUGCAUUUUUGAAGUUCUCUUAUGUCACCAAAGAUCUUUCAUCUAUGAUGAAGAAUAUGAUGGAUGGACUGUACAACAUGGUUCUUUUCCCACUGGAUUCCUUUCUGAAAGGUGAUCUUAAAGGAACUAAAGGAGACUUAAAGAAGCCUUUUGAUAAAGCUUGGAAAGAUUACGAAACCAAGUUUUCCAAAACAGAGAAGGAGAAGAAAAAACAGGCACAGGAGGCAGGGAUGAUCAGAGCAGAAAUUUCUGGUGCAGAGCUGGCGGAGGAAAUGGAAAAGGAACGGAAGAUAUUCCAGUUACAGAUGUGUGAGUACUUGAUCAAAGUCAAUGAAAUCCGCACCAAGAAAGGCUCAGAUCUGUUGCAGUCUCUGGCGGAAUACUAUCAAGUGCAAGCCAACUUUUUCCGAGAUGGUUUGCGUACAAUUCAACAUUUCCACGACUUUGUGGAGGAAUUGUUAAAACAAAUUCAAAAAAUAAAAAGUAGGCAGGAUGCAGAAAAGCGACAGUUGGUGGAGCUUCGAGAUGCUUUGAAAAACUCUAUGACUUCUUAUAAAGAGACGCCAGUCAGCUCAAACCCAGCAGGCUACAGCCUUCAUCAACUGGCUGGGGAUAAGUCACAUGGCUGUGAGAAAACUGGAAGCCUCCUAAAGAAGUCCGAGGGCAGAAUGCGACGAGUGUGGCAAAAGAGGAAAUGUAGCAUACGAAAGGGCUGUAUGUACAUUAGCCACCAUGAUGAAAGUAAAGACCCAGUGAAACUAAAUUUGCUCACAUGUCAAGUCAAGCUGGUUCCAGAUGACCUUGGCAAGAAAUGCUUUGAUCUCGUCUCAUCACUUAACAACCGAACAUACCAUUUUCAAGCCGAUGACACCAAAGAAAUGGAUGCGUGGAUAUCAGUUCUCAACAAUGCAAAAGAAGAGAUCCUCAUGAAAGCUUUCAAGGACAGUUCAAACACCCCAGGUCUGAACCAGAGUGUGAGAGAACUGACUUCCAGCAUAAUGGACCGAAUUCGCAGGUUGCCCGGGAACAGAGUGUGCUGUGAUUGUGGAGCUCCCGAGCCUGAAUGGCUGUCAGUAAACCUUGGAGUGAUGAUAUGUCUGGAAUGUUGUGGCAUACACCGAGAGCUGGGUGUGCAUAUAUCACGGACACAGAGCACUGUCAUUGAUGAACUUGGCACUUCUCAGCUGUUGCUGGCACGGGUUGUCGGUAAUGCUGCAUUUAAUGACAUCAUGGAAGCCAAACUAGACACUAACGAUCCGGUCAAGCCAAAACCUUCAAGUCAAAUGAAUGAGCGAAGAGACUUCAUCAAAUCUAAAUAUGAGCAGCAUAAAUUUGCAAUAAUUACAUGUAGCGACAGAGAGGAACUCAAGCAGGACUUGAAGCAGGCGACUGAGUCCAAGGAAUUGAUGGCCCUCCUACAGGUGUAUGCUGAAGGGUUAGAUUUGUCCACUCCUCUUCCUGAUAUGGAAAAUGGAGAAACAGCACUGCACCUGGCUAUACUGGAAGAUGAUGGAACCUCUCUGCCUUUGGUGGACUUUCUAAUACAAAAUACAGCGAUAGGCAGUUUGGACAAGAAAACCAAAGCUGGAGAUACGGCUUUGCAUCUGUGCGCACAGCUGAACCGAACAGAGUGCAUGAAGCUUCUGUUGCGCACACGGCCGGAUCUGGCAAAAGUGGAAAAUAGGGCAGGAAAGACACCUUUAGAUGUUGCUAGGAUGAACAAAUUUGAUGUUUGUAUUGAUCUUCUGACUGCAGCUCUCACUGGAAAGAAAGAUCUCUUUAUUCACAUCAACAUUGACUGGGAUCUGUACACUGAUGAGCGAUACUUUGAUGCGGAAUACAGUGAUGAUGACUUAGAUUCCACUCCUGAUAAAUCGAAAGCCAGGUCACGUCCAUCAAGUCUGAUUGUAAUUCCAGACGCCCUCUCAGUUAACAGCAAAGAUCGUUCAAACAUGGGACCAGUUAAACCAAAAACAAUAAGUAAGUCC